Molecule: messenger RNA, 1300 nt
Organism: Epinephelus fuscoguttatus (brown-marbled grouper)
Lineage: Eukaryota; Metazoa; Chordata; Actinopteri; Perciformes; Serranidae
Gene: ckbb
Product: creatine kinase, brain b
Exons: 8
Coding region: 105-1250 (381 amino acids)
Biological process (GO): phosphocreatine biosynthetic process
Molecular function (GO): creatine kinase activity
Source: RefSeq, a predicted model, not a curated record
UAUAUAAAGCUGAGAGCCGCUUUAAUCCGCAGCAGCAGCAGCAGGAGCGGAUCCUGAACGCAUCACAGCAGACUGAACUCACAGGUCAGCAGCCGGACGUCAUCAUGCCUUUCGGAAACACCCACAACAAGCUGAAGAUGAACUACUCAUCGGAGCAGGAGUACCCCGACCUCAGCCAGCACAACAACCACAUGGCCAAGGUGCUAACGCCCGAAAUGUACGCCAGCCUGAGGGACAAGGAGACGCCCAGUGGGUUCACCCUGGACGACGUCAUCCAGACUGGCGUUGACAACCCAGGUCACCCGUUCAUCAUGACGGUGGGCUGCGUCGCUGGAGAUGAGGAGACGUAUGAGGUGUUCAAAGACCUGCUGGACCCAGUGAUUGAAGACCGCCACGGAGGAUACAAACCAACAGACAAACACAAGACGGACCUGAACUCCGAAAACUUGCAGGGUGGAGACGACCUGGAUCCAAACUACGUUCUGAGCUCUCGGGUCCGGACAGGACGGAGCAUCCGCGGCUUCUGUCUGCCGCCGCACUGCAGCCGUGGAGAACGCCGCGCCAUCGAAAACCUCUCCAUUGAAAGUCUGGACCUCCUGGACGGAGACUUGAAGGGGAAGUACUACGCUCUGAAGAACAUGACGGAGGAGGAGCAGCAGCAGCUGAUCGAUGACCACUUCCUGUUUGACAAGCCCGUGUCCCCCCUGCUGCUGGCGUCCGGCAUGGCCCGCGACUGGCCCGAUGGCCGCGGCAUCUGGCACAACGACAACAAGACCUUCCUGGUGUGGGUGAACGAGGAGGACCACCUGCGUGUCAUCAGCAUGCAGAAAGGAGGCAACAUGAGGGAGGUGUUCACCCGCUUCUGCACCGGACUCACCAAGAUCGAGGGCUUGUUUAAGGAGCGAGGACACGAGUUCAUGUGGAACGAACACCUGGGCUACGUCCUCACCUGUCCGUCCAACCUGGGGACAGGACUGAGAGCCGGUGUCCACGUCAAACUGCCGAACCUCAGCAAGAACGACAAGUUCGGAGAAAUCCUGAAGAGGCUGAGGCUGCAGAAGAGAGGCACAGGUGGUGUGGACACAGCGGCGGUAGGCGGAGUCUUUGACAUCUCCAACGCGGACCGUCUGGGCUUCUCAGAGGUGGAGCUGGUGCAGAUGGUGGUGGAUGGAGUCAACCUGCUGGUGGACAUGGAGAAGCGUCUGGAGGGCGGAGAGAGCAUCGAUGACCUCAUGCCUGAGCAGAAGUGAACUGUGUCACUGUAACCUCCGACAGCCCCCCCCCACCCCCCACACCCCCU